AUGCAGAAUCCUGACGGCGAGUCGUCCUCUGUGUCUUUGGAAUCUCUGCAAGAUCUUGCUGGCGCCCUGCCGAAACUCUUUGAAGAAUCUCAUGCUGUUGCAAGUAGCAAUACUAAGCGAAGGAGUAGUAAGGAAGAAUGGCUUUCCGAGCGUCCUCUGGUAGAGCAAGGCCCUGUACCAUCCAAGAAUGUUCCGCUCGAAUCCAUCCAGUUGAAAGAAGUAUCGUCUCGAACGUUGGUUCAAGCAGCAUCCGAAGAUGAUGAUGAGGAGGACAAGCUUGUCGUGACGUUGUCCUUGUGGAACUACGUGCAAGCCCACGAGGAACACACCAUUGGGCAAGCCAUCCCUGAGAAUACUUACUUGGCCAUUACCAACCCUCUUGUAGUGCCCAACACUAUUUGGACCACUACUGGUAGUAGUGCCAAUGAUCAAAAACACACAAACCAUGCACUCGUCAUGAUUCGUUGUGACAAUCCAGAUUGCAUACAACUAUUCCAUACUAAGGAAGAAUGGAUGCGUCAUGCCAGCAACACCAACGACGCUCCAUCCGCUUCCCCACAAAACUCACUGUCUCCCGCUCAACUCAAAGACAAGGGCAAUGAAGCAUUUUCCAAACAGGCAUAUCGUGCGGCGCUCCGGUACUACCAACAAGCAAUCGCUACUAUAGAACAGCAACAACAGCAACAACCACAAGACAAAGAUGUCGUCGUGGCGUGUCUGGGAAACAUGGCAGAAGCCUGUUUACGAUCCGAACGAUACGACCAAGCCGAACAAUACGCCCGACAAAUUCUGGAGCAUCAUGAUCCACAGCAUUCCAAGGCACAGUUUCGACUCGCCAAAGCAUUGCUGCAUCGCAAUCAACCCACAGCGGCCAAGGAUAUCCUCCUUCAACUACGCCAGCAAGAUGACCCGAACACGGACGCAUCCUCCAUCCAAACCAUGCUGGGGGACUGUCUACAAGCUAUACUGCAACAAUCCAUGGGCAAGUACAAUUAUCGAAAGCUGUUGCAAGAAGCAGCGCAAUCACCCAUGUUGCCCCGCCAUUAUGCCGACUACCAGUCUCCUCACAUUGAUCUGGGAGUCACCGUCGUGCGACCGGCCGAUGGCGUUUCCUACCGAGGUGUCUUGGCCAAACAAGACAUUCCAGAGGGAACCUUGUUGACAGCCUCGCGGGCAUUUGCCUUUUGUCAUCAUCAUGGCAAACUGACCACGGCCAAAAAGAAGCAUCUCUAUGAAGUCAGUCAAGUCCAUGAAGCCGUAUCUACAUGUACGUUACUCAACAAUCCAAGUCUGGUCCCGUCGUUCUAUCAACUCGAGGCGUUUGGUCAAGUGGCACUUGAACAACAACAAGAAAAACCGACGAUUGAUCUGGCGAGGAUUCGAUCCAUUCUCGAAUCCAAUCGAUUUGGAGUGGAUCUCAACAGUCCGGCGUCACCCUUUGAGCUCCGACCGCCAAGGGAGGAGGACGACGACAAUGAUUUUGGUGUGGGACUAUGGUUGCCAACCUCCAUGUUCAACCAUUCCUGUACACCCAAUUGCACAUGGGCACAGAUUGGAAAUUUCAUGUUUGUCCAUGCCGCCAAACCCAUCCAAAAGGGAGACGAACUCGCCAUUAGCUACGUCCAUGCCGCUCUGUCGUACCGCGAUCGAAAAGACAAAUUUCAGCGUUGGAGUGGAGGCAAGGGAUUCGACUGUGCCUGUCCAUGGUGUCAUUUGAUGCGGUCCAAUCCAGAACUAGAGGCCAUGAACGAAGAAGUCGUCCAAGCGCAAAAACGACUCAGUGCCGGAGAAGCGAUUCGGUCCAUCAACGAUCUCCUUUCCAAGUCGCGUCGGAAAAAGAUUGUAUCCGCUCACGCCAGUCUGCCGCCAGAGUUCCAACACACAAUCUACAACAUUCACAUGAUGGAAGCCUUGCAGUGUGCCAGCGAUAUGGACCGCAAGGGAGCACGAAAAGCCGUCGAGGCAGCGACAUCCUUGGGGUACGCCAUUCGUGGAGGGCUGCGGCAAGAAACGCGAGUGCAGGAUCUGUUGCUUGGUGGCAGUCCUCAUGACCUGCAACGAGGAUGA
Seminavis robusta is the source of this 2067-nucleotide messenger RNA. The record is from the annotation of a GenBank genome assembly. NCBI's taxonomy places the organism in Eukaryota, Bacillariophyta, Bacillariophyceae, Naviculales, Naviculaceae.